Messenger RNA from Aspergillus oryzae RIB40, 1278 nucleotides. RefSeq lists its product as uncharacterized. Lineage: Eukaryota; Fungi; Ascomycota; Eurotiomycetes; Eurotiales; Aspergillaceae. The record is from RefSeq and is a predicted model, not a curated record. Gene Ontology annotation, molecular function: transmembrane transporter activity. Gene Ontology annotation, biological process: transmembrane transport. The coding region runs from base 1 to 1278 and encodes 425 amino acids. Gene Ontology annotation, cellular component: fungal-type vacuole membrane. The transcript is spliced from 2 exons.
AUGACAAGAUCACCCGAACAUACUAUGAUUUCACCCAGAAGCGAGGUCGACCAGGAGAAAGUGUCUGUGGUCUCAUCGAAAUAUGAAGAAGCACCAGAUGGUGGUAGAGCGUGGCUCGUCGCCGCAGGGGGCGCUUCACUCUUCUUCUGUUGUCUCGGCUUCGCGAAUUCGUUCGGUACUUUCGAGGAAUACUACUUGUCCCAUCAACUUCGCGGACAAACGCCAGACAAUAUUGCCUGGAUAGGAUCGCUAGCAGCAUUCCUUCAAUUUGCAACGGGUGCAUGCUCAGGCCCAUUAUUCGAUCGUUACGGCGCAUGGAUUAUCCGGCCAGCUGCAGUAGCCUAUGUUUUCGCCAUGAUGAUGCUUAGUCUUUGCAAGACGUACUGGCAAAUCAUGCUCGUGCAAGGUGUAUUGAUGGGCGUAGUCACGGGCUUCCUUCAGUUCCCAGCAUUUCCAGCAGUAUCGCAAUGGUUUGACAAAAGGCGAGCAGCCGCUCUAGGCAUUGCUGCGGCUGGUUCGUCUGUUGGCGGCAUUGCGAUUCCCAUUGCAUUGUCCAAAAUGCUGAACGGCUCUUCUUUGGGAUUCGGAUGGUCGGUGCGAAUCAUCGGUUUCCUCAUAAUGCCCAUCAUGGCAUUCGCGUGCCUCACCGUCAAUCGCCGUCUGCCGCCAAGUACAUCCCCCUUCUGGAUUCCAUCAGCAUUGAAGGAGGCAAAAUUCGCCCUUCUGAUAGUCUCAUUGUUCUUCAUGUUCAUUGGCAUGUUCUUUCCCCUGUUCUACAUCCCUUCAUAUGCAGUAUCCAGAAGCAUGAGUGCAACCCUUUCUGGAUAUUUGCUGGCGAUUCUGAACGCGGCAUCCACAUUUGGCCGUGUCAUCCCAGGCAUAUUAGCAGACAAAUUUGGACGACUGAAUGCGUUCAUGGUCGGUGGUAUAACCACGGCAAUCGUGAUAUUCUGUUUCAAUUUGGCUACCACCAACGCAGGCUUGAUCGUGUAUUCGGCUGUCAUUGGCUUUACUUCGGGUACCAUCAUCUCAGGAGCUUCAGCGGCCUUUACCCUCUGUCCUAAGGACCCCCGGGACAUGGGAACUUACAUGGGAAUGGGCAUAGCCUUGAGCUCUUUCGCAACUUUGAUCGGACCCCCAGUGAAUGGGGCACUCGUCAAACACUAUGGAGGGUACUCGGAGGCAAGCAUAUUCAGUGGUGUCAUGUGUUUUACUGGUGGGUUCUUUGCUUUAGCGACCAAGGCUAUGACCCCUCAGGGUAUUUUUGGACGAACGUGA